GAAAAUGGUUAGCAAAAAUGAUGAAAACUGUUGUGACAUCAAUGUGGUCAAGGAACGCCCAGUUUUUAUACCGCCACGUAAACGUCAAACGAAUAAAAAAACAAAUGGAACACAAAAUUAUGUAGAUCAUAUUGCCAAUGUACAGAAUCGCCAAAAACUCUCACCCUCCAACAAUGUCUUAGAGGAAGAUCUCUUAAACACAAAACUUUUGCUGAAGAACAAACAACCACUGCCUCAAAUACCGCUAAAACAUCCCGAUGACAAAUCGGUUAAAUCCCCCAAAUCCGCACAAUCCGUGGACAAUAUCUAUGUGGAUGACAAUGAGCUCAACAAUUUCGAAUCGAUAUCACAAGGAACAAAAUCCACCAACCGCCAUGAAUCGUCCACCGUAACACCCUCUAGCUAUUCGGAAAGUAGUUUGGAUGUGAAACUAAGUAAAUCCCAUGAUUGUUUAAGCAAUCGUUCGGGCUCCAAGAAACGAGUUAAUAUACGCACCGAUCUGGCGCAAUUGAGAAGUGCACGCAAUUCACCAGAUCAAACAAACUAUGAGGAUUUGGAGUCGGGGGAAACAAGUGUUUUGAAUACAUAUGAUCAGUCUUUGGAAAGAUAUCAGGCCAAGAAAAUGCAGGAAAAUCCCAACUACUUGACCAUGACGGGCACUAUAAAGCGUGGCAAGAAAAAGGGACAAAGUUUUGAUUUACAAUUGAAUAUCAGUCGCGAUGAAUUGGAGAAAAUCAAUGCAGUGGCCAUGAAAAUGGAAACUAAAGAGAAUAAAAAAUGUUGCAAGUGUUCAUUUAAUACAGGUUUGCAUAUAUUUUUAUGGUCCUUGAUAUGUCUACCCUUUGUUAGCUUAAUAUCCAGUAUUUAUGCCUUCUACAUAGGCACCAUAACCUGGUAUAAUGUAUUCAAUUAUAUGCAUGAGGAGAAAUCCAUUCUAAUGAGAUUUUUAAUGUCACCCCUGCUGGUGGCUUUAUAUCCCAUUUAUAUAGUGUUGAGUAGUGUGGGUUUGGGUAUUUAUGCCGGUUUUGUGCAAUUGAGUUUACAGUUUUCCGCCUGGUGCAAUGAAAUUGCUGAUAUAGAGAAGGGCUUCUAUGGCUGGCUGUGCUCAGUUUUACAUCUAUCCGAUUGCAGUCCCUACGAGGUAGUGAUAUUGACUGAUAUCAGGGAAGAGCUAACCCAGCCGGCCCGCUUAGAAAUCCAAACCUCCAAUGAGGAAUUAACGCUUUAAAUUAAUCGAUUUAAAGUUAUAAACCAU
This is a messenger RNA of Calliphora vicina (urban bluebottle blowfly), 1255 nucleotides long. RefSeq names its product transmembrane protein 169. Lineage: Eukaryota; Metazoa; Arthropoda; Insecta; Diptera; Calliphoridae. The transcript is spliced from 2 exons. Bases 5 to 1228 code for a protein of 407 amino acids. The record is from RefSeq and is a predicted model, not a curated record.